Effrenium voratum is the source of this 482-nucleotide messenger RNA. NCBI's taxonomy places the organism in Eukaryota, Dinophyceae, Suessiales, Symbiodiniaceae. The record is from the annotation of a GenBank genome assembly.
GCUGGCCCUGGCCAAGAUGGCAAGGCCGGCAAAGAUGGCAAGGCCGGCGACGGCAAGGCCGGCAAAGACGGCAAGGCUGGCAAGGCCAAAGACAAGGCUGGCAAGGCCAGCAAAGAUGGCAAGGCUGGCAAGGGCGGAAAGCACGCCCAGGAUGGCAAGGACGGCAAGCGCGGCAAGGACGGCAAGCGCGGCAAGGACGGCCGGGGUGGCAAGGAUGGCAAGGAUGGCAAGCGUGGCAAGGACGGCCACGCUGGCAAGGACGGCAAGCGUGGCAAGGACGGCGGCAAGGACGGCGGCAAGGACGGCAUCAAGCAGGAGCUCAAGGGUGGCAAGGCUCCAAAGCCGUGGCGGGCAUCAUCAAAGCCGAGCCAGGGCGAGAGCAGCAGCAUGGAGGGCAAGAGCGACAGGUGGGGUGGUCGCUACGUGCCUGAUGGCUACAAGACUGCCGAUGGGCAGUUCUUUCCGCUACUUGGCAUGUCUCG